Messenger RNA from Botrytis fragariae, 483 nucleotides. RefSeq names its product putative tetratricopeptide repeat family protein. The coding region runs from base 1 to 483 and encodes 160 amino acids. The record is from RefSeq and is a predicted model, not a curated record. Lineage: Eukaryota; Fungi; Ascomycota; Leotiomycetes; Helotiales; Sclerotiniaceae. Gene Ontology annotation, molecular function: protein binding. The transcript has 3 exons.
AUGUCUGCCUUCAUUUUCGGGGGCGACGCCGACAAAGCAAUGAAAAUCAUGGAAGCAGGACAGUGGAAUAACCAAGCCAAUCAACUCGAAGUCCGUGGCGAUUUUGCCGGCGCAGAGAGUUUAUUCUUGAGGUCCCUUGCGAGGAAAAUCGAAGUUAUCGGCGAAGAUUCAAUCCAGAUUGCUCUUGCGAAAAAUACACUGGGCGAAUUGUAUUUGAAGAUGGAAGGCAAAUUGGAUGAUGCACAGAAGUUGUUGGAGGAUGCUGAUAGGGUUAGGAGUGUGUCCACUCAGCAGCAUGAACGUCAAGUCAAAGCAGGACGACCUCAAGAAUUGUGUACAUGGUAUUGCAGUGAGACCUGUCAAAAAGUGGAUUGGAAGACGAGACACAAGCGGUGGUGUACGGAGCCCACGGCGGAGAGUGUUCAGGGAACUAGUGUCCGUCAAUUGAGGGGGGAAGUGAUGAGUUGGUUUGGUGGUGCAUAA